AACCGUGACACGGGAUAGGCGGGUGCAGUGUUAAACACACACAGUCACUGUGUAACUGAGCUACUAGCAGUAACAAGAUCUAGCAGCCUUGCUCAGUUAAAAAAAACAUCAGCUGUCAGGUCUACACAAGUACUCCGAAGACUUUUUUAUUUUUUUUCAAAUCAUCUUCAGACGAACGCUUAAACUAAAGCCAAACCAUGAAUGGACCAGUAGAAGGUUUAGUAGACCACCAUAUGGAUGAUGUUGGAUCUUUUAUGUUCACUUCAGAGUCUGUGGGAGAAGGACAUCCUGACAAGAUCUGUGAUCAGAUAAGUGAUGCUGUUCUAGAUGCUCAUUUAAAGCAAGAUCCUGAUGCCAAGGUUGCAUGUGAAACAGUCUGCAAAACUGGCAUGGUUCUGCUUUGUGGGGAAAUAACAUCUAGAGCAGUUGUGGAUUAUCAGAAUGUUGUUCGCGACACCAUUAGGUACAUUGGAUAUGAUGAUUCCGAAAAAGGUUUUGACUAUAAAACCUGCAAUGUUCUUGUAGCUCUGGAACAACAAUCUCCUGAUAUUGCACAAGGUGUUCACUUAGAUCGUAAAGAGGAAGAUGUUGGAGCUGGUGAUCAGGGAUUGAUGUUUGGUUAUGCCACCAAUGAGACAGAAGAGUGCAUGCCAUUGACUAUUGUGCUUGCACACAAACUAAAUGCAAAGCUAGCAGAAUUAAGACGGAGUGGUCAUUUUCCUUGGCUUAGACCAGAUUCCAAAACACAGGUUACAGUGAAGUACAUUCAGAAGAAUGGUGCUGUUAUUCCGGUCCGGGUACAUACUAUUGUGAUAUCAGUGCAGCAUGAUGAGACCAUCUCUUUGAGUGACAUGCAGGAUGCCUUAAAGGAAAAAGUUAUAAAGACUGUUGUUCCUGCCAAGUACCUGGAUGAGAAGACAAUAUACCAUUUACAGCCAAGUGGCCGCUUUGUCAUUGGUGGUCCUCAGGGUGAUGCUGGUGUCACAGGUCGUAAAAUUAUUGUAGAUACAUAUGGAGGAUGGGGCGCCCACGGUGGAGGAGCUUUUUCAGGGAAAGACUAUACAAAAGUAGAUCGUUCCGCUGCCUAUGCUGCUCGCUGGGUUGCUAAAUCUUUGGUGCAUGCCAAGCUCUGCCAUCGUGUCUUGGUUCAGGUGUCUUAUGCCAUUGGGGUGGCUUACCCUUUAUCAGUUUCACUGUUCACUUAUGGGACCUCUGAAAAAACUGAGAAAGAGCUGUUGGACAUUGUCAAUAAGAACUUUGAUCUGCGACCUGGAGUCAUUGUCAGGGAUCUUGAUUUGAAGAAGCCAAUAUACCAGAGCACAGCAUGUUAUGGCCAUUUUGGCAGAGAUGGAUUUCCCUGGGAAGUUCCAAAGGAAUUGGUGUUUUAACCAGAGAUAAAGGAAAAGAUACUAUUGUGUAGGACUUAGGACAACAUUCUUCUUCUGGAAUUCCGACUUAACCAUUACUUAACUGUCUUGAUGACAUUGUGGAAAAUACCAUUAGGCAACAGCAAUGAAUAGAAAGCAAAAAGUUGAAAGCCAAGUGCAAGCAGCUAUUUUCUAUAUUAACUCACACUCUACUGUGCUGCGAAAUUAGCUUUUCUAUUAUCUGCUUACAUGUAGCUAAUGCUCAGUGCAUAGAAUUAACCACUUUAUAUGACCUAAUAAUGGUUCAUUUUGAGUCUUCUACACAAGACUUUAAAAAUGUCUGAGAAAAUGAUGCAUGUUACAAAUUGUAAAAUAAUCUUAAAAAAAAAUGUAAAACUAAUGAAAUAUACAGCUUUAAAAAAAAAAACUGGAAAAAAAAUGUGUGAACAAGAAACUGUUAGCUAUAAAAUUCAUUAGCCUAAGUUGGCCAUACACAUUAGAUAAAUGUUGUCUGAUUCUGCUGAUUUCAGUGGGACCUGCCAACCGUCUAAUUUGUUUUGGAGCCUCCUGACUCUCCCCUGAAAGUAGAUGUCAAUGUAGAUAUGAAGGAUGUCAAGUGCUAGAUACGGCAGGGGCGGACACAGGUAGCAGAGGGCCUCUGUGCAAAGAAUGUGCCUUUUCCCCCGCCCAACCACACGUGCAAAAAAUAAACAUAGGCCAUAGAUAAAGAUUAAUACAAUGAUGUGCGGCCUCAGAAGGGACCCCAAUUUGUCAUCUCCCCCCACUCCUACAGGGAGAGGAGGGGGUGAUCAGGGGCAUCAAAGAUGGUGGAGACCCUUUAGAUACUGUGUUGCAUAUUAAUGCCCCCCUUAAUGCAACCACAUAGUAAUUUUUGACCCUUUGUGCCAGCACAUAGUAGUUAUGCCCAGAUAUGUGCCCCCUUCACAGUAGCUAUUGACAGAUAUGUGCCCCCUCGCAUUAGUUAUGCCCAGAUAUGUGCCCCCUUCACAGUAGCUAUUGACAGAUAUGUGCCCCCUCGCAUUAGUUAUGCCAGAUAUGUGCCCCUUCACAGUAGUUAUGCCAAGAUAUGUGCCCCCUUCAGAGUAGUUAUGACCAGAUACGUGCCCACCACAGUAGUUAUGUUCAGAUAUGUGCCCCUCACAGUAGUUUUGCCAGAUUAGGUGUCCCCCUCCCAGUAAUUAUGAUGCCAGAUACAGUGGAUAUAAAAAAGUCUACACACCCCUAUUUAAAUGUCAGGUUUCUGUGCUGCAAAAAAAUGAGACAAAGAUAAAUCAUUUCAGAACUUUUUCCACCUUUAAUGUGACCU
Messenger RNA from Bufo gargarizans (Asiatic toad), 2694 nucleotides. It is a transcript of the gene MAT1A, whose product is annotated as methionine adenosyltransferase 1A. Gene Ontology annotation, cellular component: cytosol. Bases 198 to 1388 code for a protein of 396 amino acids. Gene Ontology annotation, molecular function: methionine adenosyltransferase activity; ATP binding. The record is from RefSeq and is a predicted model, not a curated record. The transcript has 9 exons. NCBI's taxonomy places the organism in Eukaryota, Metazoa, Chordata, Amphibia, Anura, Bufonidae. Gene Ontology annotation, biological process: S-adenosylmethionine biosynthetic process.